CGCCUCUAGUGUCAAGAUUGGACACCGUCCUCCGCACUGUGUAGUGCAACCUCGAGCCUCCGAGGUAACCUCGACCCUCCGCUGCGGUUAGGGUCGAGGUUACCUGGACGACGUAAAAGAAUAUUUUUCUGCAAUCAGUCCGAACGUUUCUUGAUAUUUCUCCAAAAUUCCACAAGCGAUCCUUUGUAAAGUUGUGUCUGUUUUGAACACUGAUAUUUGAAGAUCAUAUUGAUCAAAAGGCGAUCAAAAAUGUCCAAGCGAGAAGCACCGAAUGGUGGUGAAAACGGGGCUGCAGUUCCGUCUAACUUGAACAAAAAGUUUGCUGCUGGAGGAGCACAACCCCUGGACUUGAAUGACACUUCAGGCAUGAAUGUUGAUGGGUCUGGAGCGGCAUCCGACAACUGCACUCCUGAUGGCACCCCUGGACCACAAUGUCGACCAUUUAAGCCAGAUCAUAUACGAUUUUCAAAGAAGAUAGUAGCAGAGGUGGAUGAAAAGUUUUCGGAGCUGACCGAACAUUACAGAAAACGUGUCGUCAGCAAUGAACACCAGGUGUCCGACCCCUGUGAGAUGCCGGAAUAUCCCAUUGAAGAACGUGAGCAGACAAGGGCUCUGAUCGAGAGGCAGAUCAGUCAUAGCGGCGUCCCCUACCAGCAGUGGCGAGCUAUCAGAGACAAAGCCGUCGCGGUGGCUGCCUUUCAGCGUGGUCACUCUGGCUCCACUGGCACUACCCCUGCCGGCAGUCACACCCCAGCUGAUGCAGAAAUUCACGUUGAUCAAGCAACUCACAGAUCGCCAGAAAAAAGCCCGUCACCGGAUGGAACGUAUGGUGAUCAUUCACCGUACAUGGAACCAGACAGUAUUGAAUCAAAAUUACCAUUCAGUCAGUCAUACAAUGGCUAUGAACAACCUGGUCUCCAGGCUCCCAGUGCCGACGAUGCGAUGCUCAUGGAUGAGAAGAUGGACGAGGUUGUGCCUCAUUUCCAGCGGAUCAGUAUUACUGGCGAGUACGCUAGCGGGGCCGGAGCCUCAUUGGCUUAUUUUCCACAGGUUCCGCUCGAAGAUCUCGAGUCCGCGUCAAAAAGUCUGGUGAAAGCGCUGCUCAUCCGUGAGAAGUACAUGGCGAUAUCGCUGCAGCAUUUCUGCAAGACGACAGCAAGGUUUCUACAGAAGUUAGACAAGGAAGGCUUCCACGAAGAAAUUGAGGAUAUUGAAAAGAAAAGCUUGGCGGGAAUACGCACCAGGGGACAGGACAUUUUGGAGUUCUUUGAUAAUAUCAAAACUCAAAGUCUUCAAGACCAUCCACUCAACCCCCCAAGCCGCGAAUAUCCGUUCCACAUUGAUUUCCCCGACACGGCCAACUGCUUGUUAAAGAUGAAAGGUGGCAUCGCCCAUGUUUAUAAAGACGAAGAAUCGUUACAGCGUGAUGAACCAAUUGACUUUCCCUACAUCGAUAGGGAGCAGUUUCUCGCUGAUCAAAGUCUCAUGAUGGCUUUCAUUAGCGAUGGGCCCUUGAAGUCUUUCUGCUAUCGAAGGUUGACUUAUCUCUCAUCCAAGUUUCAACUUCACUCAUUGCUCAACGAGCUGCGAGAAUCUGCAGCUCAGAAAGAGGUUCCUCAUCGUGACUUCUAUAAUCUCAGAAAAGUUGACACACAUAUCCACGCCGCUUCUGCAAUGAAUCAAAAACAUCUCCUACGCUUCAUCAAGAAGAAAAUCAAAACGAAUUCGGAGGACAUUGUGUGCAAGGAUAAAGACGGAAAGGAGAUGACACUCAAGGAGGUCUUUGAGAGCAUGAACUUGUCCUCUUAUGAUCUCAGCGUGGACAUGCUCGAUGUACAUGCGGAUCGGAACACUUUCCACAGGUUUGAUAAGUUCAACUCCAAGUAUAAUCCAGUCGGUGAGAGCAAACUGAGGGAGAUCUUCAUGAAGACAGACAACUAUAUCAAUGGACGUUACUUUGCUCACAUCAUCAAGGAGGUAAUGAGCGACUUGGAGGAGAGUAAAUACCAGAAUGCUGAACUUCGACUCUCCGUCUAUGGCCGAUCGCGUGACGAAUGGGACCGACUUGCAAAAUGGGCCGUCGAACAUAACGUUUAUUCGAAUAACGUCACAUGGCUGAUUCAAGUUCCGAGGAUUUAUGAUAUUUACAAGUCGAACAAUUUGAUUGCGACCUUUCAAGACCUCCUGGACAAUCUCUUCUUACCACUGUUCGAAGUUACUAAUGACCCAAACAGCCAUCCUGAUCUACAUAAGUUCCUGCAAUAUGUGACUGGUCUGGACUCAGUCGAUGACGAAUCAAAGGCCGAAACCAUUGUGUUCGACAAGGAAUGCCCUGUCCCGGCCGAGUGGAACUUAGCAGAGAAUCCACCAUAUUCCUAUUACAUUUACUACAUGUAUACAAACCUCGUGGUGCUUAACCAUUUCCGAAGGGAGCGCGGCCUCAACACAUUCACCUUGCGGCCCCACUGUGGUGAGGCUGGCCCAGUAAACCAUCUCCUGACGGGCUACAUGCUGUCUGAGAAUAUCUCUCAUGGACUUAUGCUCAGGAAGGUCCCUGUGCUGCAGUAUUUGUUCUACCUGGCUCAGAUUGGCAUCGCGAUGUCUCCGCUCAGUAACAACUCACUCUUCCUGAGCUAUCAUCGCAACCCGCUUCCAGAGUAUCACAGUAGGGGGCUCUGUGUGUCAUUGUCAACCGAUGAUCCGCUGCAGUUCCAUUUCACCAAGGAAGCGUUAAUGGAGGAGUACAGCAUCGCUACCCAGGUGUGGAAGUUGACGGCCUGUGAUAUGUGUGAGCUCGCGAAGAACAGCGUCAUCAUGAGUGGAUUCCCUCAUUCGGUCAAACGCCAUUGGAUUGGACCGAAUUACACCAACGAGGGUGUCGCAGGCAAUGACAUCACAAGGACGAACGUUCCUGACAUACGAGUUGCAUAUCGCCAAGAAACGUUGACACAUGAACUUGAGACAUUGGUGACGGUGGCGACUGGUCUCCACUGAGGGGCGGGUUCACGGAUGAGUCUUGUUGUCUUUCAAGUUUGCAUGAUGUGGCAGUCAUGAUGGCCAUAUGACGAAGCAAGGGUUGAGAUGGGCAUAGUUUCUUAGCCCUACAAUGAGUCGGGUUUCAUAAUUUUUCAAAUUCACCGAUUUGUAAUGGUAGUACAUAUACUUGUAGUUAGUCGGGGUCGUGGUGGCCAAGAUUACUGCAUCUCUAGUCAAUAUUCAGAUUUCAAGAUUCAUAUCGUAUAAAAAUAACCGAUAAGGAUUGACAAGGCAAAGGUGAUGAUGUUUGUCUAUCCUUGAAGGGGUUGGGUAUAAGGCAUAUAGUGGUACGUAAACUGGUCUUUCAAAAGUGAUGGUUUUGGAGACAAAAAUGACAUGCUGCUGUGCUUGGCACCGUCCUGUUAUCAAAGAGGUGAUGAGGAGUAGUCGUAUGUCUUUCAGGGUGAGAUGGAUUUUGGCCGCUGUGUUGCAGUGUGUCCUCCGUUUUAAUCAGUGCUAAUAAGAAAAAGGAGAGUUGUUAGUCUUUCAAUUUUGUAUACAACUGGUCUCAUAUUUAGAAAGUUAUAUGUAUUGUAGAUUGUCAUGAAUCAUCAAGGGCUCUGGUCACAUUGGCUUCCUGGUCUCACUUAAGAAAGAGCUGACCUGAUUGAUGGAGUGGCUUCCUGGUCUCACUUAAGAAAGAGCUGACCUGAAUGACGCAGUGACCGAAGCCCUUGAUUGAUCAUGAUGCUAUAGGUAGGAGAGAUGUCUCUAGUCUUUCAGAUUGAAAGCGACUGUUAGGCUUGAUUGAUAGAUGUACAUAACGAUGUUGUAUUUAUAUAAACUGUAUCCAGUCACUGUGAUAUUUAGAAUUUCGACAACCAGAUAUAAUUUCGGGUGUGGGGGCCUCAGUGUCUUGUCUUUCAAAUUGAAAGCCAGCGUUCGCAGUUCCGACCUAUACUCGAUAUCCUGAGUAUACAGGUGUUCUCGAGCAUGCCGUCUCAUCAUGCCUUGCAUUCAUAGUCGAUACACCAGAGAUGCUGAGUUUGAUAUCGAUUAUAGGUCAGACCUGGUAAGGGAGAGGUUUGUAAUUAAUGAUAAUCAGAUACAUGUAUUAAUAUUAAUGUGAUCUUAGGACUACUGUAACUGUACCAUGAAUAAAAAGACACUGUUAUCAAUUGAAUAAAUAGCAAAAUACCUUACUAAUAAAGUGUAUGUAAAAAAGUCCACCUGUUAUGUUAUAAGUGCCCACCAUUAGGCUUGGUAUGUAAAUUUGUGUAAUUUUGUUGUAUUUGAAAUACAAGUGGACAAUGUACUCUACAGGGUGGCCCAGAAUUAUUUUCCCUUGCACAAUAGAACGCUACUGUGUAUCCAUUGACAUUGUAGGAAAAUAAUUCUGGGCCACCCUAUUUGUAUCUUGUAUGAAGGUUAGACUUGCAUGCAGAAUCGCGAUGCGACUUAAAUCUGUUUUCGGGUCUUUCAGGUUACAAUGUCAGUAAUGGGGAGUUUUUCGCAAAGCCCCCGAAAUGUCAAUUUGAAUGCCUAUCCCAUUGUCCUAAGUCGUUAUCAGACGAGCGAACAAUGGGAUAGGCGUUCACAUUGGCAUUCCGGGGAUUUGCAAAAAGUCCCUAAUCAAGUGAAAAGUUGUAAACUUGCAUAAUGUGAGCGAAAUUACCUGUUAAAAAUAUACUUGAAUAGAAAUUUUAGAAGAAA
Lineus longissimus is the source of this 4689-nucleotide messenger RNA. RefSeq names its product AMP deaminase 2-like. Gene Ontology annotation, molecular function: AMP deaminase activity. The record is from RefSeq and is a predicted model, not a curated record. The coding region runs from base 250 to 2994 and encodes 914 amino acids. The transcript is spliced from 18 exons. NCBI's taxonomy places the organism in Eukaryota, Metazoa, Nemertea, Pilidiophora, Heteronemertea, Lineidae. Gene Ontology annotation, biological process: AMP metabolic process; IMP salvage. Gene Ontology annotation, cellular component: cytosol.